AUGGCCUCUCCUUCAUGUCCAGAUUAUGCAGAAUACUCCAAAGUAUUUCAUAGACCAGGUAGUGGUGGUUUACUUGAUUUGCCUUUUCAACGACCUGCUGAAGCCUGCAGAAAGUUCACUAGUACAGUGAUUGAAUCUGUUAUUAGUAACAUUACAUCAAAGAUUGCAGACCUGGAUUUAGCUCGCCUGUUCACCAAUGCUUAUCCAAACACCUUGGAUACGACGAUUGAAAGCACUGCCUGUAUUGCCCUGAGUGACAAUUGUCAUCCGCUGUCGUUUGUUAUCACGGGUGACAUUAAUGCAAUGUGGCUUCGUGAUUCAGCAAAUCAACUCUUGCCUUAUAUUGAUUACAUUAAGCAUGAUGUGAACCUAAAGAGGCUAUUUCUAGGUGCCAUCUACAUGCAAGCUCAAUUCAUCAAUACAGAUCCUUAUGCAAAUGCUUUCAAAGAGCCAAACAAUCUGGAAGCUUUGGCAACAUACACACACUCACAGCAGCUCGGAAAAAGAGAAGUGCAACUAUUAGAUGGAGUUUUCGAAAGGAAGUGGGAGAUAGAUUCCUUGGCUUCCUUUAUGAGUUUAUCUUAUCAAUAUUGGAAUCAAACUGGCGAUGCUUCUUUCGUGGAAAAUUCCAUCUGGAUUGAUGCAGUGGAAAAUGCGCUGAAUACUAUCAAAUUGCAGCAAGACCCAACCUUCAACACAACAUCAGGAGAAGCUCUUCACACGGAUUAUGUGUUUUUCCAAGUAGCUGAUAGACCAACAGAGACUCAAUUUUUGAAUGGUCGUGGUCAGCCAGUUAAGCAUACGGGCUUGGUCAAAAGUUUGUUCAGGCCUUCAGAUGAUGCUACUGUAUUCCCAUUCUUUAUUCCCGGAAAUGCUAUGCUGUCAGUUGAAUUAGAUCAUGUGUCUCAACUACUUUCGAUAUCUGCAGCUGCAACUGCUCAGAAAUCAUCUAAAAUUCAAGCAUUAGCUUCAGAGACAUCACGUUUAUCUAAGGAAAUUAAGGAUGCUAUAUACAAGUACGGGCUGAUUGAUCAUCCUACUUAUGGCAAGAUAUUUGCUUAUGAAGUCGAUGGCUAUGGCUCUUCUCUCAUUAUGGAUGAUGCUAAUAUCCCAUCUUUGUUGUCGCUCAGUUUGAUUGGGUUUUUGGAUCAGAAUGACACCAUUUAUCAAAACACACGCAAGCUGGUCUUAUCAAACGAUAACCCUUAUUAUUUCUCAGGACCCCGUGGUUCUGGCAUAGGUGGACCUCAUGUUGGAUUAGCAUACGCCUGGCCAAUGUCUCAAAUUGUGAGGAUUCUCACAUCAGCAGAUGACAAUGAGAUCAAAGAGGCCUUGAGUAUUAUUCUCAAGUCUACAGAUAAUACUGGUCUGAUCCACGAAUCAUUUAAUGUGUAUCGACAAAGAGGAGGUGAUAAUAACAGUGGCUACACUCGCUCAUGGUUUUCUUGGGCUAAUGGAUUAUUUGGUCAAGCAAUUAUGAAACUCAUGAAUGAAAGGCCGCAUUUACUUGUAAAUCAGCAACAAUAG
Mucor velutinosus is the source of this 1527-nucleotide messenger RNA. RefSeq lists its product as uncharacterized. The coding region runs from base 1 to 1527 and encodes 508 amino acids. The transcript is spliced from 8 exons. The record is from RefSeq and is a predicted model, not a curated record. Lineage: Eukaryota; Fungi; Mucoromycota; Mucoromycetes; Mucorales; Mucoraceae. Gene Ontology annotation, biological process: carbohydrate metabolic process.